AUUGAGAUAAACGUCUGUGUCAAUACUUUUUAACUUCAUCACGAAAUUGUCAUCAUGUUAAAUUCUCUGUACGGUAAUCGCACUUUUCGAACAUAAAUUUAAAAGUUACCGCUACACCUAGUUAUUUUCAACUAGUAACUAUUGUACACUUAAAUGGAUUUAAUCAUAACAAAAUCGAAACAUGGAUUGUAUGGACGACCCAUGUGGCACGGACACACCUUGUGGUAAACCGACAUGUCGAUACACACCAGCGAAAUUGGUCUCGAACUGCCCGGAAGACGAAGUCGUAGACGACGACACCAACAAAUAUGCGAAUUGUACGGGAUCGAACUGUCUCAAAGCCGAGGCUCUCAAAGGCGAGGGUCUCAAAGGCGCGUCCCAGGCUCAAUUACAAUCUCGACGGCUAACGGAAGCUCAGGCUCGGGGCGGGGGAGGCGACACCGAAUGCGGUGUAUCAACGGCGAUUUCCUACGCCGUACUAGCCGGCACCGGGGUUUGGUGCAUGACGAACCUUUGUAGCUUAUGCGAAUGCGUUUUGGCUUACAACGGAUCAAGGGCCAUGUACGGAAUUAUUAUAGCGAAUUCCGUUAUCGGAAUGAUCACUUGCGGUUUUCCGUACGGAGAAUACCUCAGCGGACUGCACGCCAUAACAUCAGGGAUUCAAGACUUCGCCGUCUUCCCUAUAUACGCUGCUAUCCUGCUGGACCUGUACGGCUUCGAAGACGAGAUCAUUUACGCGUGUCUCUUCGUUCCGGUACUACCAACGUUGGCGUACGUGACGGGCUUGUGCGAUUGCAAAAGCGAAAUGGAGAAGGUGAUCGCGGUUGCGGGCUCCAUCGGUAUCGGGUACUUCUCGUACACCGUGGGCAAUCAGUUUGCAAUAGCAGCUUGCGUCACUUAUUUGGUGAAAUGCUUUAUAGUGCCGUUGUUUGAAGAUAACAUGUUGAAAAUACCGUCAAGGGAUCUCGCUAAUUACACCAUGUGCGGAUUCUGCUAUUUGGCGCUAAGGUCUAUUAUUGAUUGAUUUAAGUGAGAAAUUAUUUGCUAUGUUAUUAUUUCAACUAACUUUUUGGUUAACAUACGCGAUUAAUAACCAGCUCCAGCUAAUUAACCUUUUGGUUAAUAUAAGGGGGAAACUCCAACUGUAGACGAUUUUUAUUUAUCUGGUUGGAUGAAGUAAAAUAACUGUAAUGUAUUUUAAAAAUGAUAAGUAAAAAAGAAUAGUCAAUGAUUGACCUGUUAACAAACAGCUAUAGUGGUCGAAUAAAUAGGACAUGAAUGAAACUAUCAAGAACUUGUGCCAAUUUAAAGUGGUUUUUUCUUAUAAAAAAUAAGUAGAGAUUGACCGUUCAGAUCAACCACAGAUAUUUUUCUACAUAUUUGCUUAUCUUUACUUACUGCUAAGCUAUUUUUAAAAUCGAUGUACCUGCUUUUUGUUACCGUUUUUGUCAAAGUUCUAUGAUUUGUUAACAAAAAUAUCCACCAAUUGCUUGAAUCUUAUUGAAACUGUGAAUGUUCAUAACAAUGUUAAAUGUUACGUUUACGUGUUGGUCGUUAAAAUAGCUUGAACAAGGUAUUAUAAUACAAAUUACUUCAUACUCGACGUUCAACUUGGUAAAUAUUUAUCAAUUAACAAAAUAUGAUACAUACAAUAGUCUUCUGUACACACAAAAUAUUGGCAAAUAAGUAAAACCGAGUGACGAUUAACCGAUUUGUUUUAUUCUAAUUGAA
Molecule: messenger RNA, 1731 nt
Organism: Phyllotreta striolata
Lineage: Eukaryota; Metazoa; Arthropoda; Insecta; Coleoptera; Chrysomelidae
Source: the annotation of a GenBank genome assembly